AUGGCGCAAGCAGAUACAGGCGUAUGCCCCUCGAUCUCAGAAGGCCUGAAUAGCACGUACACAUCCCAAUCAGACUGGUGGAACGAGGCCGAAGCACCGCUUUGCGGGUUCAACUCGCGCGAGCAGAUCUACGUCUCGAACAUAACAGAUUGCUGUGAACCUCAUACCGUCGGCUCGCUUGAUGGCUGCUUCUACUUCUGUCAGCCACUGAGUGGCAGCGACCAGACGGCUUUUGGACGAUGUGUUCGAGAUGGUAUUGGGCAGGAGCUGGAGCUUGUGGGGAUUGGAUGUAAUGAUGCGUAUGAGAGCGCUGCUGCUGCGAGCACGGGAGCUGGGGCUGUCACGUUGCUGUGGAUUUUGGCGAUUUGUUUCGCGGCUGUGUGGCGAUAG
Messenger RNA from Pseudocercospora fijiensis CIRAD86, 390 nucleotides. RefSeq lists its product as uncharacterized. NCBI's taxonomy places the organism in Eukaryota, Fungi, Ascomycota, Dothideomycetes, Mycosphaerellales, Mycosphaerellaceae. Bases 1 to 390 code for a protein of 129 amino acids. The record is from RefSeq and is a predicted model, not a curated record. The transcript has 3 exons.